CCAUUUGUCUCGGCUUCACACUUCAUAGAAAGGGAGUUAGGGUUUUUCCGGCGCGGCGGGGUUAGGGUUCUUCCGGCGGGACUCCAUCACGUUUUCUCUCUGUAUAUUCUUCACUUGACAGAGUAUGACUGCUGAUAGGAUCAGCAACCUUCCCGGCGAUGUGAUAGACCGCAUUCUGAAGCUCUUACCCAUAAAAGAUGCAGCGAGAACCAGCCUCUUGUCAAGAAGCUGGAGGCAUCGUCGGCGAAGUAUUCCUCAGCUUGUGUUCGAUGGUAAUUUUGCUCCGCUCUCUAAGAAAGAUGUUUACUUGCCGAAUCUGACGAAGGUAAUGGUGAACAUUUACGAAGCCAUGCUGGUUCAUGAUGGGCCGAUAACCAAGUUUGAACUCGCAAUUCCUGGAUUUGAAUGGUGUCCUCAUGUUGAUCUCUUGAUGCUUUACCUUUCCUGCAAAGAUGUUGAGGAACUUACCCUUUUCUUUUGGGGUCCUGGAAACCCGUACUCUAAUUUGCAUUCCUCUCUAUUCUCUGCCUUCGAUCUGAAGCGCCUGAAACUGCAGUAUUGUAAAUUUUGUCCACCAUCUGGGUUCACGGGAUUUAGUAAGCUUACCUUUCUCCAAUUGGAAGACGUGAGUCUGCCCGAGGGCUUCUUUGAGAAUUUCAUUCCGAAGUUCCCGCUGCUGGAAGAGUUGAGAGUUACAGAUUGCGACGAUACAGAGCCUGUGUUUGAAUCGCAUUCUCUCAAAGUUCUUUUCUUCCGCUCUAGCUUUUAUAAAAUUUGCUUCAAGGAUACCCCUGCUCUUUCGGUGUUAUCAGUUCUAGAUAUAGGCGAUUUGUUUUGUGGGGAAGGAGAACCCUCUGAGGAUGAUUAUUUGGAUAUGGUCCCUUUCUUUGCAUCUCUCCCUGCACUUCAGCAGUUGAAUCUUGGCAUUCAAUUGCUACUAUUGCUUGCUGCUGGUCGUAUCCCCUACCGGCUGCCUACAGAUCUUCACCACUUAGAAGUCCUGGAAAUACCUCGUCUUCUUUUGGAUAGGUUGCCACAGGCCCGGGUUCUUGUUUGUCUAAUCAUGAGUUCGCCCAACUUGCAAACACUCACCAUUCAGAUUGAUGAUGAUGGUGAUCAUCCGCCUUCAGAGGUUGUUGCUAGCCUACAACAGUUGUUGGAAGCAGACGACCAACCUGGAGUUUUUUGCCUUCAACAUCUUGAAGAGUUCAACAUUCAGGAUGGUCGUGGUACGCAAGUCGAGCUGGACUUGGUGAGGUUUGUACUCGCCACUGCCCCGAAGCUUCGUAGGAUCUCUAUUAAGCCGCACGAUGAGCUGUCUUCUGGAAAGGUUUUGAAAUUCUUGAAGAAUGCGGCAUUAUGUAAACGUAUUUCCAGAGAUGCUGAGCUUAGAUAUGUCUGUGAUGAUGCAGACGAGGAUGAAUAUAGGGUUGAGGAUGAGGAAGCUAUAGUUAAGAGCCACAUGAAGCGGCUCCGCGAGCUGAAUGCUGCUGAUGGGAUUAGCAGCCUUCCUGACGACGUGAUAACGCGCAUUCUGACGUUCCUACCCAUAGUAGAUGCAGCGAGAACGAGUCUCCUGUCAAGAAACUGGAGGCAUCGUUGGAGAAGUAUUCCUCAACUCAUCUUCGAUGUUAAUUUCCCUGGGCCCGAUUCGCGGAAAACUGAGCGCAUUUACGAAGCUCUGCUGGGUCAUGAGGGGCCAAUAACCAAGCUUGAGCUCAUACUUUAUGAUGUUUAUCCCUUGAUGCGUCACCUUUCAGGCAAAGGUAUACAGGACCUUACCCUUCGCUUUGAAGACGACACCAGUGGGUACCCUCGGUAUCAGUUGCAUUCCUCCCUCUUCUCUGCAGCCUUUCCCCUGAAGCGCCUGACGCUCCAGUACUGCAAAGUUAGAGUGCCAUCUUGCUUUGAGGGAUUCAAGAACCUGACCCUUCUUGACAUAGCUUUAGUUGAUCUGCCGAAUGAUUUCUAUGAGAAUUUCCUUCCGCUCUGCCCGCUGCUCGAAGAGUUGAGGGUUUUCGAUUGCACCGGUAAAGAGCAUGUCUUCGUAGCGCCUUCUCUCAAGGUGCUUUCGUUUAACUCGACUUGUCAGAAAAUUUGCUUCAAGCAUACCCCACUUCUUUCAGUGGUAUCAGUCCUAGACGACAGUGUUCCUCAUGAACAUGUUUUUGAGGAAGGCCCCUUUGUUAAUGUCAAUCUGGAUAUUGUCAGCUUGUUUGCAUAUCUCCCUGCACUCGAGCGCCUCGAUCUUGGCAGUGACAUGCUGCAGUUCCUUGCUGAUAAUGGUCAUGUCCCCUACCAGCUCCCUAAACCCGUCCAUAACCUGAAAUUCCUCAAAGUACCUCGCAUCCUUUUGCAUCGGUUGCCACAGGUUCGGGUUCUUGUGUGUCUGAUCAUGAGCGCGCCCAACUUGAAAAGACUCACCAUUCAGCUCGGUGAUGACAACGAGCAUCCGCCUUCAGAGGUUGUGGCUAGUCUGCAGAAGCUGUUGAAUGGAGAGGAUCUCGACCCUGGAGUUUGUUGCCUUCACCACCUUGAAGAGUUCAACAUUCAGGACAGUCGUGGUAUGCAAGUCGAGCUGGACAUGGUGAGGUUUGUACUAGCCACUGCUCCAAAACUUCGUAGGAUCUCCAUCAACCCUCAAGCUAAGUCAGAUAGAGAGGGUAUGCAGUUCUUGAAAGAGGUCACAUUAUGCAAGCGUAUUUCCAGAGAAGCAGAGGUCGUAUAUCUCUGA
Molecule: messenger RNA, 2734 nt
Organism: Linum tenue
Lineage: Eukaryota; Viridiplantae; Streptophyta; Magnoliopsida; Malpighiales; Linaceae
Source: the annotation of a GenBank genome assembly